AGGCUUUAAUUAGGUUUUUGAAUAAAGUUAAAGAGGGCAGGGUACGCAUUAGAACAGUACACAACUGCUUUCAGAUCGAAGCCGGUGCUUUCAGAUGGGGAGGGAUGAGGAGGUCGCCGAUCAUUACUCUGUUUUGGGGUUACCCUCCGGCGAAGAAGGGUCCAAACUGUCGCCGGAAGCGAUACGCAAAGCUUAUUACGCAAAAGCAAAGGCAUUGCAUCCGGACAAGAGACCCAAUUCCCAUAACGCCGCGGCACAUCGGGACUUCCAGAAGCUGCUCAACUCGUACGAGGUUCUCAAGGACGAGAGAACCAGGAAGCGAUUCGAUGACGAAUGCAAGGCGGCGCGUGACGCAAAGCGUAGGAAGGUGGCGGUGGCGACGACAGCGAGUGAUCUCAAGGCCCCGAGCGGGGCCGCGGCCCAGGCGAAAUUUCGGGCCGGGGAAUUACGGUAUGUGCUCGAAGUGACAUGGUCGAAGAAGGAGAGACAGUAUACUCAUGGUGAAUUGAGGGAAUUGCUUGCUGAGUUUGGUGAAGUAAAGUUCGUCUAUGGGAUGGGCUCCAAGAAGAAAGGGCUGGUUGCUUUUGCCAUGACUUCCAGAGAGGCACUUUUAUCUGCCUCUAAGCUUGGGAGAGUAACAUGCACUACUCAAGUUCCCUCCCAGCUCUUCAUCUCAAUACAUCUUUCUUAAUUAUUUAUAUUACUACCUAGCUAUACUACUCCAUAUUAUUUAACCUUGCUCCAUAAUUCAUGCGAAUUGAAGAACACAG
Cuscuta epithymum is the source of this 770-nucleotide messenger RNA. The record is from the annotation of a GenBank genome assembly. Lineage: Eukaryota; Viridiplantae; Streptophyta; Magnoliopsida; Solanales; Convolvulaceae.